Messenger RNA from Fragaria vesca subsp. vesca, 1233 nucleotides. RefSeq names its product BAG family molecular chaperone regulator 3-like. Gene Ontology annotation, molecular function: protein-folding chaperone binding; adenyl-nucleotide exchange factor activity. Gene Ontology annotation, biological process: protein stabilization. NCBI's taxonomy places the organism in Eukaryota, Viridiplantae, Streptophyta, Magnoliopsida, Rosales, Rosaceae. The record is from RefSeq and is a predicted model, not a curated record. The transcript has 4 exons. Gene Ontology annotation, cellular component: cytoplasm. Bases 156 to 920 code for a protein of 254 amino acids.
CGUGUCGGCAGAAAACAGCGCAUUCAUUCUCUCCGUCGUCAGAUAUUUUCGCCGGAAAAAACAAAAACCAUAAACCCCUACACACAUUCGAGUGUUUUGAGAAAAACCCUUUUGUUUUUUUGUUUUUUUCGGGAAGGUUUGGCCGGAGUUUGAAGAUGAUGAAGAGAAGGUCGUUGGCGACUCCGUACGGCAGAGACAUGCCGUCUUCUACGACCAAGGACGAGGAAGUCGAGUGGGAAAUGAGACCCGGAGGAAUGUUGGUCCAGAAAAGAGUCGACAAGUCAUCCGACGUCGUUCCGGCUCCCAACUUGCGGCUUCGGAUUGCUUUCGGCGCUCUCCGGUACGAGAUCUCGGCCAGCUCUCAGUCCACUUUCGGGGAGUUGAAGAAGGUUCUCACGGCGGAGACGGGGUUACAGCCGGGAGACCAGAGGCUAAUAUUCAGAGGAAAAGAGCGAGAAAACGGGGAGUACUUGGACAUGUGCGGAGUCAAAGACCGAUCAAAAGUCAUGCUAAUCGAGGACCCAGGAAGCAUAGAGAGGAGAGCCAAUCAGAUGAGGAGGAACGCGAAGAUCCAGACCGCUCAUCGCGCCAUCUCAGACGUGUGCAUGGAGGUCGAUAAGCUCGAGGAGCAGGUCACUGCUAUUGAAAAAUCGAUCUCAAAUGGAGUCAAGGUAGCAGAAGUUCAGAUCACCACACUAAUUGAGAUGCUUAUGAGACUAGCAAUCAAGCUGGACAACGUUUCUGCAGAAGGAGACGCUUCUGCUCAAAAGAGUUUGCAGAGCAAGAGGGUGCAGAAAUGUGUUGAAACUCUUGAUGUGAUGAAGAUAUCAAAUGCAGAGGUAAAGCCUGUAGUCGUGACAACCAAGUGGGAAACCUUUGAUCCUCCUCCAACUACAGCCAAAUGGGAAUUUUUCGAUUAAUCUUUGUUCGAUCAUCGAUCAUCGCAUCUUUCGAUCUUCUUUGCUCAUUCAUUCAUGUAAUUAGCUCGUCGAGAGGAGCAAAGAGAGAGAUACCUGUACUUGUAGCUUUCCCUCCAUGAUGAACUUUGCCAAUAAGUACGUGUUGGUUAUGAUAAGGUUACAUAUAUAUAGUUAGAUGUGGUACUAUUUUGCUAGAGUUUUAUGGACAGUUUCCUUGAGUUGUACACUGUUUAGUCUAAGCAUGCAUGCAGUGUUUGAAUAUAAUCUUGGGGAAAAUCUUACCAGAAUUAAGUUAUAUAUGAUCGUAUCUUAU